AUGGACCCCAAUACUAGUUCCCAGGAUGUGAUUAGAUGUGCCCAGUGUGAAACUGCUGUGGUACAGAUGCACUGUGUUGCAUGCAUUGUCAACCUCUGCAAGGCUUGUGUGGGAGAACACAUCUCGGAUGAAUCCAAGGAUCACAAAGUGGUCAAAUUUCAAUCUAGGAAAACCACCCCUCUCUAUCCUAGAUGCACAUUCCAUGAAACAGAGCGAUGUGAGAUGUACUGUAGACAUUGUGACAUUCCUGUCUGCCUUACUUGUCUGCAUUCUGAUCAACACCGCAGUCAUAAGUUAUCAAGAAUCCAACAAGUAUUGAAUGAAAAGAAAAACUUUAUGAAAAAAGAGCUAAGUGAAUUAAAUGAAACAAUCUAUCCCACCUAUCAGGGCAUUGCAGCACAUGUAAAAAUUAAAAUGAGUCAGCUAGAGAAGGAAUAUGAAGAUAUAUCGACCGUCAUAACAAAUCAUGGAAUUUACUGGCACAGAAAUAUUGACAAAAUUGUGAAUAAACUAAAAACCGAAGUUAAUGAAAUGAAAAUCUCUCAGUUACAAACUUUACAACAAUAUUUUGAUAAUAUAUACAAGAAAAUUGUUGGCAUUAAAAGUGAAAUCGACUCAUUAGAUACAUGUUUUGCUGAAAACACAAAUGACAUUGCCAGAUUUUUUAAUUUAAGACCUAAAGUAAAUCAAUAUAAAGAGCUUCCACAAAAUCUUGUACUCUUUAUUCCUAAAUUCAAUCCUAAGACAAUUCAAGAUGAAAAAUUUAUUCACCAAUUUGGAGGGUUAUCGUCAAUUCCUUUCACAACAGAAGAUGCAAGAAUACAGACAACUCAAACAUCAACACAAUGUGGUUCCUCCUUGCUCAAAAAGAAAUUUGGAUCCCAUCUCCCAAGAAAACAGUUUAACACUGAUAUGUUCCAUUUUGAAAACUAUCUUCAAAACAUUGCCUAUCUAAGUAAUGAAAAGAUAUGGAUAUGCGUUUUCAGUAACAUUAUAGAACUCUAUGAUACUAAAAGGCAUUUGUACACCAAAACAAUCAGGACUAAGUCAGGGAGCGUCCCAGCAGACAUAGCAGUGACAUGUAGUGGAUAUCUAAUUUAUACUGAUGACGUGUAUAAAACUGUCGACAUAGUAAAGAAUGAAAAAGUAGUGGAGAUGAUUCGAUUCAAGAACUGGAAACCCCGUAAUGUCUGUAGCACUUCCUUUGGUGACCUCCUUCUUACCAUGGAAAGUGAUGAAAAACAAUCAAAAGUUUUCCGAUAUUCUGGAAUCACAGAGAAGCAAUCUUUUCAGUUUGAUGAUAAGGGCAAUCCUCUCUACACAUAUGGUGAGUUUAAAGAUAUAUGUGAGAACAGAAACUUUGAUAUAUGUGUGGCUGACUCUAAAGCUAAAGCAAUAGUGGUGGUCAAUAAAGCUGGGAAAUUGAGAUUUAGUUACAUAGGACACACUCCUGCUCCAAAGAAUAAACCAUUCAGUCCGAGAGGAAUCACUACAGACAUUCAAGGUCACAUCCUAACAACUGAUUAUGAUAAUAAAAGUGUCCACAUCAUGGAUCAGGAUGGACAGUUCCUACAUUACAUUAACUGUGGAAAGAAUUAUCCUUAUGGAAUCUGUAAAGAUACAGUUGGCAAUCUGUUUGCUCUUUGUAAUGACGGGUUCUGUAAAGGUUACUGCGUGAUGAAAAUCAAGUACAUGUGGUGA
This is a messenger RNA of Saccostrea cuccullata (small rock oyster), 1701 nucleotides long. RefSeq lists its product as uncharacterized. Gene Ontology annotation, molecular function: zinc ion binding. The record is from RefSeq and is a predicted model, not a curated record. Bases 1 to 1701 code for a protein of 566 amino acids. The transcript has a single exon. NCBI's taxonomy places the organism in Eukaryota, Metazoa, Mollusca, Bivalvia, Ostreida, Ostreidae.